GAUGGGGGACUGGAAGGGCUACAUCAAUGCAGUGCUGCGGGACCAGCGCAUCGAGGACGUGGCCAUCCUGGGCCACUCGGACAAUCGCUGUGUGUGGGCCUCGCGGCCUGGGGGCUUGCUGGCGGCCAUCUCACCGCAGGAGGUGGGCGUGCUCACUGGGCCCGACAGGCGCACCUUCCUGCAGAAGGGCCUGACCGUGGCGGGCCGCCGGUGCUGCGUUAUCCGCGACCAUCUGCUGACCGAGGACGACGGUGUGCUGGACGCACGCACCAAGGACCUGGACGGACGUGCUGUCUGCGUGGGCCACACGCCGCGCUCGCUCGUGGUGCUCCUGGGCCGGCGCGGCGUGCAUGGCGGCCUCCUCAACAAGACCGUGCACGAGCUCAUCUCGGGGCUGCGCCUGCAGGGCACCUAGCGGGC
Messenger RNA from Elephantulus edwardii (Cape elephant shrew), 420 nucleotides. RefSeq names its product profilin 3 (gene PFN3). Gene Ontology annotation, biological process: regulation of actin filament polymerization; positive regulation of actin filament bundle assembly; actin cytoskeleton organization. Bases 2 to 415 code for a protein of 137 amino acids. The record is from RefSeq and is a predicted model, not a curated record. The transcript has a single exon. Gene Ontology annotation, cellular component: cytoplasm. NCBI's taxonomy places the organism in Eukaryota, Metazoa, Chordata, Mammalia, Macroscelidea, Macroscelididae. Gene Ontology annotation, molecular function: actin binding.